Messenger RNA from Verruconis gallopava, 1770 nucleotides. RefSeq names its product 4-hydroxyphenylpyruvate dioxygenase. The coding region runs from base 184 to 1461 and encodes 425 amino acids. Gene Ontology annotation, molecular function: 4-hydroxyphenylpyruvate dioxygenase activity. The record is from RefSeq and is a predicted model, not a curated record. The transcript is spliced from 2 exons. Gene Ontology annotation, biological process: L-tyrosine catabolic process. NCBI's taxonomy places the organism in Eukaryota, Fungi, Ascomycota, Dothideomycetes, Venturiales, Sympoventuriaceae.
UCUUGAUUUGGUGGCGCGGAUCCGUAAUGUCGGUAGGUGGUUGUGGUUUAAGUACGACGCUGUCGACUAUUUGAGGACCCGUCGUCGUAUCUCUUGUAUCUGAUUCCACUCCUCCCGUGAAACUUGGACAGUUCAUCCUUUCCUUCUUCUCGUCGUACUCUUGACUUGUCGAGGCAAGUGAUAAUGAGUCCUUCACCAACUGUCCUCACGUCCAGCGGUACCACACUACCUCUCUACUCAUCCUCUCCAGAGUCGGAUCACAGUCUGACCUCCACACACACCGCAUAUUCGUCUUCGUCCCAGCCAACCUACAAAGGCUAUCACCACAUAACGUGGUGGGUCGGUAAUGCUAAGCAAGCGGCUUCAUACUACAUAACACGUUUCGGAUUCCGCCCUGUCGCCAAGUCGGACCUUACCACAGGCUCUCGCACAGUUGCAAGCCAUGUCGUCGCCUCAGGAAACAUCAAGUUCGUGUUCCAGUCUCCCAUACUAGCCAGUAACCCUAGACGGGGCGGGCUAAAAAAGGAAGAUAAGCUGUUGGAGGACAUGUACGAAAGCUUGGAGCAGCACGGUGACGCGGUCAAGGAUGUUGCUUUUGAGGUCAAUGAUGUACGAGCUGUAUACGAAGGCGCAAUCGCUCGAGGAGCCGAAGGAGUUCGAGAGCCGUGGACAGUGAAAGAUGAGUUCGGUGCGGUGACAAUGGCAAGUGUAAAGACGUAUGGUGACACUACACACACCUUUGUCGAGAGGGACGGCUACAACGGUCCAUUUCUUCCUGGUUUCAAGCCUGUCGAUGAAAUAGAUCCGAUCAUGAAGAUAUUGCCCGAAUGCCCCUUAGAAGUCAUCGACCACUGCGUGGGAAAUCAGGACUGGGACGACAUGGAGGACGCAUGUGACUUCUACGAGAAAUGCCUUGGUUUCCACAGAUUCUGGUCGGUAGAUGACAAGGACAUCUGUACCGAUUUUUCAGCCCUUAGGUCUAUCGUCAUGUCAUCGCCAAACGACAUUGUCAAGAUGCCUAUAAAUGAGCCUGCAGAAGCCAAGAAGAAGGGGAAGUCGCAAAUUGAAGAAUAUGUCGAAUACAACAACGGCCCAGGAGUUCAGCACAUCGCCCUCAAAACGCCUGAUAUCAUAACAACCGUACGCAACAUGCGAGCUCGCGGUGUCGAGUUCAUCAAGGUGCCCGACACAUAUUACGAAACCAUGCGCGAGCGCAUAAAGUCCAACACGCUCAGGUGGAAGCUCAAGGAGAAUUUCGACGAGAUCCAGGACUUGAAUAUCCUUAUCGAUUUCGAUGAAGGCGGCUAUCUGUUGCAACUUUUCACGAAGCCACUGAUGGACAGGCCGACGGUUUUCAUUGAGAUCAUCCAAAGAGAGAAUUUCUCUGGAUUUGGGGCAGGAAAUUUCAAGAGCCUGUUCGAGGCGAUCGAGCGGGACCAGGCAGCGCGAGGUAACUUGUAGAGACCAUCUUGAGAGGUUGCAUUGGAAGAUGAAGAAAUAUACGUGUAAGCCGCAGAUGCUUUCGUAUUUUGCUGCAUCUGGUAGCUUGGCGGCUUGGUCUCCUUAAUAUAUGGGCCUUCGCAUCCUAUCUAAAAUUAGCCAUGUUUAUUUGUCAGAACUGUCUUCAUGUUCGCACCAUGUGUACUCCUCGUUCACCACGUGCCUGACGAAAAAGUUUACCACUUCGUGGCCGGUUCAAGAGUGACCUGAGCUUAAAAUCAAACUAUCCAGCUUCUUCUCAACCACAGGCAUCAGUUCAGCUAAUUUAUU